This is a messenger RNA of Racocetra persica, 396 nucleotides long. The record is from the annotation of a GenBank genome assembly. NCBI's taxonomy places the organism in Eukaryota, Fungi, Glomeromycota, Glomeromycetes, Diversisporales, Gigasporaceae.
AUGUGGUCAAAAUUUGUUGGCCAACUAAAUCCAAUAUUUGGUGCAGCACAUUCUGUAACAUCAACGACACCUUUAAAAAUUACUGAGCGACUUUCUAGGAAAUCUAGUGUUGGAUCGCAAAAAGAUCCACGCGUAACAGAGGCUAGACGAAAGAGUAGUCUGUUGUAUGGUGUUGCACUAGGCAGUGAAAUCUCUGUACAAGAAAAGCUAUCGGAGAAACAAUUUUCACGCAAAACUGUUAGAAUCUCUGCUGAGCAACAACAAGAAUUAUGUUCACUCUUUCAACAAUGGCAGAACGCAUUGGAUGAAAAGGAACGUAGUGUUCUCCUAAUUGCAUUAUCACGUAAAUUUUUUGAAAAUUAUGUCGACGCUCCUGAAAUGGUGGGAGAGAGGUGA